AUGGAACUUGGAGCUAGUAGAAAAGGGAGCAAAUUUUCUUCUUAUGAGAGAGUGGCAGCCAUAAGCAUGGUGGUUCUAGCUGUGGCUUCUCCUCUCUAUAUGGACAGGAAACCAGAAAGUGAGUUGCAAGAUGAUGACCACCAACCCAUGAACUUUGCUUUUUGGUUGCCUCUGCUGCUCUUUGUAUUGAUUUUAGCCAUAGCUUUAUCAGCUUUUCUGGAUCGGAGCUUCACCAGGUUUGAUCGUGACUGGAUUCAUAGAGCUGGUGGUUCUUCUGGUGGUAUUGUUUUGAUUCUUAUUGUUCUCUUUCUUGUUUUGAUGUGUAAAGCGUCUCUGUAA
Gastrolobium bilobum is the source of this 339-nucleotide messenger RNA. RefSeq lists its product as uncharacterized. The record is from RefSeq and is a predicted model, not a curated record. The coding region runs from base 1 to 339 and encodes 112 amino acids. Lineage: Eukaryota; Viridiplantae; Streptophyta; Magnoliopsida; Fabales; Fabaceae. The transcript has a single exon.